GCGUGCACGCAGUCGAACAGCGCCUGUGUUGAGAGUGGCACAUCUACAAAUCUUAGUCCACAAUACCGUCUCAUAUAAACUCAGUGUGGGAUUGCCUUUAUGCAUAAAAAAACAAUAAUGUGAGAACCCGAUGCAGACGUCGUAUCAUGGACGUUUAAUAGUAUCAACUGCUACUUUUUAUUUGUGUCAUACAUUUUUUAACAGGCCGUGAAAUCAUCGAUUUACACUAAACCCACGGAUACCUGGAUUGAGAUGCAGCAAUGUCCCGAGGAAUAUGCCCACGCGUACAUUUCUGGUCGAUGUUUUCAGUUAUGUUUCUGGUGAAAGUAGUGGAUGUUGGGGCAUACAGCUGUCAUGAGGUGAAGACCGCUUUCCAGGUGCGACAGAUCGGCCCACUGAAGUGGGUACCGGAGACUCCUGGGACAGAUGUGGAGCUGUUGGUGUGUAAGCACCAGGGCCCGUCCUGCUGCACCCGCAAGAUGGAGGAGAGCUACCAGCUGGCGGUGAGACGAGAGACCCUCCAGAAUGUCCGCUCCUACAGCUUUGAGCUGAAGUACCUCAUCUCCGGCCACGCCACCGCCUUCCAGGACACCUUCCAGUACCUGCUCUCCUUCUCCCAGGGCCACCUCUCAUCCCUUCUAGAGGACACCUACUCGCCCCUCUCCCGCGAGGCCCUCCCUCAUGUCAACGCCCUCUUCUCUUCCCUCUCCCUUUACAUCCGCGGACACAACCUCUCCCUCGAGGCCGCAAUCACACGUUUCUACGACAACCUCUUCCCACUCGUCUAUGUACGCUUGGUCAACCCCGGCAUGGGCGCGGCGGGCAAGAGGGGCGAGUGUCUCCGCGCGACCCGGCAAGAUGUCAACCCGUUUGGCCCUCAUCCCGAUACGCUUGCCCAAGAACUCAGGCGCGCCCUGGGCGCCGGGCGAGCCCUAUCCCUCGCUCUCGCCGAAGGAACCAAGGUCAUGAACGCCACAGAACACGUUUCCCUCACCAAAGAGUGUUUACGGGGCUUGACCAAGAUGCAGUACUGCUCGCACUGUCGCGGGCUGACGCUGAUCAAGCCGUGCAUGGGCUACUGCUUGAACGUGAUGCGCGGUUGCUUGGCGAGCGUGGCCGAACUGGAUGGGCCGUGGCGGAGGUAUGUGGCGGCACUGGAGGAGCUGACCCACGCUGUGGCUGGACAACACAGCCUGGAGCUUGCCCUGCUGGGGGUCAGGGGGCACGUGAACGAGGCUAUACUCCAUGCACAGCUCCACGGGCCAACACUGACCGCUACGGUAGAUAAAGUGUGUGGUCUGUCUGGUAAGGAGCCCACCACCAGCGUCCACCCUGACCCCACCCCAGAGUUCACGACCCCCACAGUGACAUCAUCAACCUCCCCUACCUCUAUCAUCCCCUCCAUUCCCCCACAGGAACAGCUGAUGGGAAACCUUGCCCACCUGAGGAGUUCAUUCACCCUGAAACACUCCAGGAAUGAUAAACCUAGAAGUCUGAAAAAGAUCUCUAGGGAGUUUCUGAGCUACGUCCAGCGCUACAAGUUGUUCUUCGCGGUGCUGCCGGAGAUGCUGUGUGAAGGAGAGACGGUGGUGGAGGACUUCACCUGCUGGAGCGGAGACGACGUGGUGGAGAGUUAUACAGGCAGAGUGGUGGGGAACGGUCUCCAGGCCCAGAAGCAGAACCCAGAGGUCAAAGUUCGCAGCCCUAACCCCGAACUGGCUGAGGUCAAGGAGAGGCUGGAGCGCUUCAACCAGGAGAUCCAGGACAUGCUGCCGGGGCUGGGCCAGAGAGAGUCCUGGGGGGAGCUGGGUAGCAGCGACACAGAGGACGGUAGUGGAGACUGCGACGAUGAGGACGGGUGUCAAGGAUCUGGAACGGGGGCAGUCAAGACCUUCACUGAUGGUCGACCCGGGGGGUCCAACAAUAAUAAAGCUGUAGGCAGUAACCCAGGAGGUCGUGCUCCCCCGGUGGUGAGGGUGAGAGGUGCAGGGUGCCCCCCUGCCUGCCUGUCUCUACCCAUGGCCCUCACCUUGCUCCUGGCCACUCUGGCUCUACAGUGGCGCCUGCUCUGAAAACACAGCAUAAUGCUCCUACUGGUCUGGCCCCUCUACACACACAGUACAGACUAGUCUGCGGGGGGAGGGGCAGUGUGGAUAAGGACAUUUGUGGGGGCGGAAAGGGAUUGUGUUGCCCCAUAGAGACGUGUGUGUGAACGAGCUCCUCACACACACUCAUACACAGGCAGAUUGUUCUGGUCCUCUGCCUGCUGCUUCCUGUGUGUAUGCUGUGGACUGGAGUGUGUGUGUCCAGGCACUAGCCUCCCUCCACAGCUCUAUUGCUCUCUGCUUUAACAAUGCACUCAUAUCUCUACCAGAGGACGGACUACCACGCAGGACUUCUGGGCCUCAAUAUACAACACACACUCAUGCGCAUGCUUGCACACACAAACACUAACACAGGCAAGCAUGCACACACACACACACACACACACACACACACACACACACACACACACACACACACACACACACACACACACACACACACACACACAAAAGA
Oncorhynchus masou masou (cherry salmon) is the source of this 2559-nucleotide messenger RNA. Its product is annotated as glypican-5-like. Gene Ontology annotation, biological process: positive regulation of canonical Wnt signaling pathway; cell migration; regulation of protein localization to membrane. The record is from RefSeq and is a predicted model, not a curated record. Gene Ontology annotation, cellular component: cell surface; extracellular region; plasma membrane. The transcript is spliced from 9 exons. NCBI's taxonomy places the organism in Eukaryota, Metazoa, Chordata, Actinopteri, Salmoniformes, Salmonidae. Bases 261 to 2072 code for a protein of 603 amino acids.